AUGCGAGUUGAGCUUAAUUUCACGUCUGAAAUCUUUGCGAGGCCAGGAAAGAUGGAGAUUUGGGGCAUUGUGGAGGAAAGCAUGCCAUCUGGAGGCGUCCCGCCUCACAAGCCAAGUUCUGACUUCCAAGGAGGUUCACAACUGUUUAUCACUCCUCCCAAUGGCUACGCGACAUGUCCCGGCUAUGGCAAGACCCCGGACACCAUCUACGCGAACACGGGCUGCUACAACCGGCCGGAUCAACAAAGCUGCACCGUUUGCAUCAACAUCGCCUACUCAACGGCCCAAACCUCGGCUCCACUCACCAUCGGUGCUGCUGUCUGGCUCAAUGAAACCGCGCACCAGUACGCAUGCAGCCUGACCUUCGAAGUAUACAACUUCACGGACUCGUUGCUCGCUUCGCCUUGGUCAAGGUGGCUUUGGAGUUGUGUACAAGGUAAUCUCGUCCAAAGGUGUCCACUCAUAAGCGUUGAUUGCCAGGCCAAUCUCAAGGAUGGGACGCAAGUGGCAGUGAAGAAGCUCUCGCUCCACUCCAAGCAGGGAAAGCAAGAGUUUGUCAACGAGCUCAACAUUAUCACAGGGAUUCGCCACCGGAAUCUUGCCAUGCUCCACGGAUAUUGCGUCGAAGCCAAUGAGAGGCUCUUGGUUUACGAGUUCCUGGAGAACGGCAGUCUCGACAGUGCGCUCUUCCAAAGUUCUUCGGCCUUGAAUUGGCAGUCUCGGUUCCAGAUCACGAUCGGGAUCGCUCGGGGCCUUGCUUACCUGCACGAGGAGUCACACUUUCAGAUAAUCCACAGGGACAUCAAAGCCAGCAACGUUCUCCUCGACGCCAAGUUACAGCCAAAGAUAUCGGACUUUGGCCUCUCCAAGCUCUUCGAUCUGGAUGGAAAGCACGUCGUCUCAAAAGUGGCUGGAACAUUCGGAUAUAUGGCACCAGAAUAUGCGGUUCACAGGAGAUUGUCACCGAAAGCCGACGUCUUCAGCUUUGGGGUUCCCGUCCUGGUGAUCUUGAGCGGGAGGAAGUGCGUGGAUCUGGCACGAUCAUCUGGCCAAGAACACAUAGUGCAAAUGGUGAGCAUAAAAAUAAAUAAAUCUUCUUACGGUUGGUUUCUCCAGACUUGGAAGCUCUGCGAGGCUGGAAAAUUGGACGAGUGCGUUGACUGGAAGCUUGGCAGUGAUUAUGAUCCCGACGAAGUCUACAGGAUGGUUCACAUUGCUCUGCUGUGCACUCAAGAGCGUGAAGAGCUCCGACCAGUAAUGAGCGACGUUGUGACAAUGCUACUGGGACGUCUUGACCUCCACCCUCUCCCUACUCAUGCCCCCGGUACUUAUCUUAAGACCAGGACCAGCUCCAGUACUGGUAAUAGGUGUUCCAUAGAAGUUUUCAGUGCUCGCUAGUCCGCUGU
Molecule: messenger RNA, 1406 nt
Organism: Selaginella moellendorffii
Lineage: Eukaryota; Viridiplantae; Streptophyta; Lycopodiopsida; Selaginellales; Selaginellaceae
Product: cold-responsive protein kinase 1
Exons: 7
Coding region: 1-1398 (465 amino acids)
Biological process (GO): protein phosphorylation
Molecular function (GO): protein kinase activity; ATP binding
Source: RefSeq, a predicted model, not a curated record